AUGCCAAGAUUGGAACGGAAUGUAUAUAAAGGACUCAUCACUUCGUUGUCAAGGAAGAAGCCAAGCAAUAGCCUUGCAGUGAAGGAAUCGCCAUUGCUUACAAAAUUCGAGCGAUGGUCUGGCAAAAGGAUGAAACUAUUUUUUGAAAGCGAGGACAGCUUUGAACAUUAUGGAUUGCGAGAUCUAAAGCUGCCACACAACAUGCUAGCAAAUAAACUAGCUUCACCCAUCCGAGCUGAGCGUAACACUCGCUAUAGAAUACCGAAGGAGUUUCUUAUCAAACUGAACUUAUAUAAAGACGCAACUAACAAUGUCUUACAACUGAAGGCAAAUUUCAAUGGUGUUACAGGUCUAGGGACUACUUACAUUCACAAUAAUAAGAAGUGCUUGGAGAUGAAGUUCUGUGAUAUCAGCAGAUGGUCUUCAAGGCAGCCAUUAAAGGUACCACCACUUCCGAUCGUGGCAGACAAGUCAGCUCUGCUUAAAGAUUACGAGAACCAACUUAUUCGAGAAUUAAAUGAAUGCUUCUCUAAAUUGAAAACGACUUCGAAGCACGAUCACAAUACUGUGAAGUUAUACGUGAGCACAGAGAAUAACCUACUGAUGGAUGUCGAUACCCAAGGAAGUUUAUGCAUAAACUUACAAUCAAUCACAGAUAAACUGCCACACACCAUGCUGGAAACAGUCACAAACGCACCAAUCCAUAUCUCAGCAUAUAGUAACAUGGACUUUCUAACCACUCUACAUAGAUUACUCGGAUACUAUCGGCACAGGAAUCGGUAG
Molecule: messenger RNA, 783 nt
Organism: Nakaseomyces glabratus
Lineage: Eukaryota; Fungi; Ascomycota; Saccharomycetes; Saccharomycetales; Saccharomycetaceae
Gene: RRG8
Product: Rrg8p
Source: RefSeq, a predicted model, not a curated record